AUGGCGAAAGCGAAGGCGGACGAAUAUACCCCAGCAAUCAUGCAACUACUUGGCAUCAAAUUCUGUAUUUUUUCGUUCACAUCCCCUGCAACCAAAGCCUACAUGAACGCCACCGAGUUUGUCGAGCAGGCAUCACCACCUCCCCAGCCGCGCAUGAACCUCAACGACUGGGCCCCUGAUGGAUCAUUCCGUCGGGAGCUGCCACCGAAUGGUCCGGGCAACACAGCUCCAACCGGCGGGCAAACGACCAAACAAUCAAAGAAGCGCCGAAUCAACGAGCCUCAGUCCUCGCGUGAUGGACCGGAGCCAAGCGCAGAAGACACUGAAGUUGACAAGCCACUGAUGAACAACGAAGAUUUUGCUUUGUUUCUUCAAUCAUUGGCAAAGAAACCCAUCUGCCCGGUAAUCCCCACUCCGGUUCCCAGCAGUGGACCGCUUUUGAACCCCAACAAAGUACUCCGGCACCUCACAAAUAUGUCUGCUUCCGCCCUCGACGCCUUGCAGCAAACAAUUGAUUUACUCAAAUUCAUUGAGAACCGGCGGAUGAUCGCCAAAAAAACCUCUCCGGAGUGGAUGUGGACAUUCAGGAGGGCCUCCGAAAGUAUCCAACAGUCCGUUGUUGUACGAUGCCCGAAGGCGCCAAAGUCAAGAGAAGUUGACAUGCCCGGAAUAUCGGUUGUCCAGUCCCUACCACGAGAAGAAGUCGACAUCAUCAUCGACCGGCUACAACAAGCGGGUUUCAACGCUCUAAAGGCGGCACAAGGCUUCAUUACCCACAAGGAUCAUAAAGCAGACUUCUUGGCGAACCCAGAGGUCACGGAGAUGGAGUCAUUGAGGGGCAACGUUGGCCCUGAUGCUGCGGCAUGGCCAGCGCUGCGGGCCCUUGCUGAGGCUGCCCAGCCGGGCCCGCGGGCCCCACGGCCCCGGGCCGCUGGGCCGAGGGGCCCGGCUGGGCAGCCUCAGCAAGGGCCCCUGGGCCAGCCCUCGCUCAAUCUCAGAGUCCACAUGGACCGCCUGGCUGCCGAGCGCAAUCGACAUGAAAAACGGGAGAAUCAGUUUGGUGGACACCAUGUUGUCGAAUGGUGGUACUUGUAG
Puccinia triticina is the source of this 1095-nucleotide messenger RNA. RefSeq lists its product as uncharacterized. The transcript is spliced from 4 exons. NCBI's taxonomy places the organism in Eukaryota, Fungi, Basidiomycota, Pucciniomycetes, Pucciniales, Pucciniaceae. The record is from RefSeq and is a predicted model, not a curated record. Bases 1 to 1095 code for a protein of 364 amino acids.